GCCCAGCGCAGAGCCGAGGGCGAGGAGGGCGCGGCCGCGAGAGGGCGCGGCGUGCGGCUGGCGCGCGAGGUCGGGUGGUUGCGGGGCCCGGGUACGAGGCGCUCAGAGGGACCCGGGGCCGAGGGAGCGCGGCGGGCACGCGCGCCAUGAACCCGAAGGCCGGCGGUGAGGAGGAGGACUGCGUGGACUCGGGUGCCGAGACCGGAGGGUCUGACUACAGCCAUCUGUCCUCCACCAGCAGUGAGCUUUCUGUGGAGGAAGCACAGGACCCUUUCCUGGUGAGCAUCCACAUCAUCGCAGACCCAGGAACAUCUCAGCCACUGCAGGAGGCCAUCGACAAAGUUUUGGCAUGGGUUCACCCUGAUCUCCCACUGUUCCGAGUCUCUGAGCGGCGCACAGGCAGGCGAAGACGGAAGUCCCCCAAGGGUACGCAGCCAGCACUGGCUGUAGUGCUGUUCCUGCAGGAGGAGUAUGGAGAGGAGCAGAUCUUGCAGGUGCACCGGGUGCUGCAACAGCCACCCUGGCGCCACCACCACACAGAACGUGUGCACGGCCGCUUCCUACCCUACCUUCCCUGUAGCCAGGACUUCUUCACUCUGGCUCCUGGAACCCCACUGUGGGCCAUCCGGCCAGUGCACUAUGGCAAGGAGAUUGUGCGCUUUACCAUCUACUGUCGCCACGAUAGCUAUGCAGACAGCCUCCGCUUCUAUGAGCUGAUCCUACGCCGGAGCCCCAGCCAGAGGAAAGCAGACUUCUGCAUCUUCCCCAUCUUCUCCAAUCUGGAUGUGGAUAUCCAGUUCUCCCUGAAAAGACUGCCCUUCGACCAGACCCCGGUACCCACCGACUCCUCAGUGCUGGAGUUCCGAGUGAAGGACAUCGGACAGCUGGUGCCCCUCCUUCCCAACCCCUGCAGCCCCAUCAGUGAAGGGCGCUGGCAGACUGAGGACCACGAUGGCAACAAGAUCCUUCUGCAGGCACAGAGGACACACAAGAAGGUCCCCAAGUGCAGGAGAGUGCACCACCACUCUGAGAAGCCUCAUUCCACUCCAUCAACAGCCAUUGACACACCAAGCACAGCACAGGGCAGCAGUCACACAGCCCUACGGAGCAGCCCGUUCCUGGGGUCUAGCCAGGUGGCCCUGCUUCCCAGGAACAAGCAGGGGUGUGCCCCACAGUCAAGCACCUCCAACCCUGCCUGCUCCUUCCAGAGGAGCAAGUCUUUGUUUUGUUUGCCCAGUGGAGGCCCCUCCCCAACUGAAGCACAGCCACUACUGACUGGUGCUCAGAGACACAGUGCAUCCGAGUGGCGGCCCAGCAACCUCCUGUCCAUUGAUGACUUAGAGGGGGCCCAGGAGACAGAUGUGGACACAGGCCUGCAGCUGUCCUCCUCAGACCUGUCUGUGGUCUCCGCAUAUUCUGCACCCAGUAGGUUUUGCAACACUGUGGAGUCAUCAUCUCUCCCAUCCAAGAGAUGUAGCAGCCACUGGCCAGCACCCAAGAGUCCCGAGGAAGGACCACUGGCUGCUGCCAGUGAGGUGAGCCCAGACACCUCCUGCGAUUCCCACCCUGUCUUCACCAAAGGCUCUCCCAGCCCCUCACAAAUAACUACUGCUGCUCUCUCAGCUUCUGGUGUCUCCUUGCUCACAGAGUCAUCCCCACAACUCCCUUGUGAGGACUCUAAAGCCACACAGGGUGGUCAAGAUGUGCUAUUGCCUGCAGCAACAGUCGGCCCGGAGGAUAAUGACAUGGAGGAGUUCUACAUCUGAGCAUGUCUUUGUUUUCAGACAGACUCAGUCACAGAAACUCGGGCACCACAGCCCAUUGCCCUUGGUUCACAGGGUGAUCUCCGUCCCAUUUGCCAACUCUGACAAAAACCUAAUUAUCUGUCUUGGGAGAUCAUUAACAUGUUAGCCAUGCUGCCUAUCCUUAACUGAAUGGUGACAUAUUUUUAAAGGCUCAGAAAAAAAGAGAAAAAAAGCUGACAUUUA
This is a messenger RNA of Phodopus roborovskii (desert hamster), 1988 nucleotides long. RefSeq names its product family with sequence similarity 124 member A (gene Fam124a). The record is from RefSeq and is a predicted model, not a curated record. The transcript has 4 exons. NCBI's taxonomy places the organism in Eukaryota, Metazoa, Chordata, Mammalia, Rodentia, Cricetidae. The coding region runs from base 147 to 1766 and encodes 539 amino acids.